ACUGAAGGCACGCACAGUCAACUUCAGAACAGCGAAAAGACAAGAUGCGACAGUUUCUUGUGACCGCGUGUCUGCUGGCUUCCCUGGCGGGGGCUUCGGCUCAAAUAACUCCAGUGACCAAUACGGCCUUCUACCCCUACGGACCGGGGACUCCAGACAUUUUGGACAGUGCAGCUGACGAUGGCACAUCGGGGGCAGUGAGUUUGGCCACCGCAUUUCCAUUUUUUGGAAAUUCCUACAAUGAUCUCUAUGUGAAUACCAAUGGUGACAUCUCCUUCGGGUCAGCGGUAACGGGGUUCACACCAACCCCCUUCCCCGUAACUGGAAACAGGGUCCUCGCCGUUUACUACACCGACAUCAAGACCAGUAAUGGUGGACGCUCUGGUUACAUCUACCGUCGGGAAACAACCGAUGCCGCUAUAUUGGCCAGAGCAACUACGGACAUCCAGACAGCCUUACCCGCCGACCAUGGAAGCUUCGUGGCGACCUGGGUCUACAUCGCUACCUGGCAUGAUGUUGGAAUCUUUGGAGCAAGCGGAGAUGGUCAUAAUCUUCGGAACACGUUCCAACUGGUUCUGAUAACUGACGGCUGUAAGUCCUUCACCCUGUUUAACUACGACCAGAUCCAAUUCUUACAAGGGAGCACCAACAGCGGAAAUGGGACAAGUGGUACAGGGCCGAACCCAGCGCAGGUUGGGAUCAACGGAGGAGAUGGAAUCCACUAUUCGCUGCAUCCGUAUUCGAGGACCACCGAUCUGUACACCCUGCCAACAUGGACCGAUCCGGCUGUGCCUGGACCUCCCGGACGUUGGGUGCAGAGGACCGACCUGGCCCUGACCGGGGACGGCCCAGCAUUAGUGUGCCCAACCGGGUUCCGCGAAAUCGGUGACGACUUGUGUCUGAAGCCUCACACCCAGCCCCUUGAUUAUGAUGCUGCAAUUGCCAGAUGCGCUGAACUGGCACCGGACGGUCGACUCUUCAACAUCCGCAGCCAGGCUCAUAACGAGAUGCUGAUCGGUUUUCUCCAACGCUUCCAAACUCGUACUGGGAGAGGACGCGGUCUGUGGACUGGUCUGACGGAUAAAGCCGCCGAGGGUACUUUCGAGUGGGAGGACGGCACGGCAUUUGACCCAGAAGGCUACACCAACUGGGCUGAGGGUGUUCUUGAAGAACGUCAAGGCGGGCAACGUGAUUGUGUCUUCAUGAAAAAGGACGACGGCUGGCAGUGGAACAUCCAAAAAUGUGAGACCCGGCGGGAGAGGAAUGCCUUCAUAUGCACAGCACCCAAGGCUCCUGUGCCCUCCGAAUGCUAAAGACAUUUAAGAAGUUUGUCACAGCCGUGUAUGUCAAACUGUCUGCAAUCAUCAUCCGUAAAUAACUUCAUCAGGUUGGGAAUUAUUCGUAUAGUAAGGUUCUUUAGGCACAACCAAGGAGAAGUUACUUCCAACGUUUCGUUGGAUUAAGGAG
This is a messenger RNA of Branchiostoma floridae (Florida lancelet), 1467 nucleotides long. Its product is annotated as sushi, nidogen and EGF-like domain-containing protein 1. Gene Ontology annotation, biological process: cell-matrix adhesion. The record is from RefSeq and is a predicted model, not a curated record. The transcript is spliced from 8 exons. Lineage: Eukaryota; Metazoa; Chordata; Leptocardii; Amphioxiformes; Branchiostomatidae. Bases 45 to 1313 code for a protein of 422 amino acids.